AUGACAGAGAAGCAUGAUGUUUCUAUUAUUUCUAUUGUAGGAGAAGGCGGGAUCGGCAAGACUACUCUUGCAAAAAUGGUCUUUAGUGAAGUCAAACAACAGUUCGGAGAAUGCAGGUGGUGGGUUUGCAUUUCUGAGAGGCCAAACCGUAAGGAUCUAUUGAGGAAAAUACUCAAGGAAGUGUGCAAGGGAUCUACAGCAGGUCUUGAUUGUAUCACUUCUUUGAGUGACUUGUGCACACAAAUACAGAGUGAGCUAUGGAAGAAUAGAUUUUUUCUGGUCUUAGAUGAUGUAUGGGAAAUAGAUUGGUGGCAGGGAGAGGCAGAGAGCACUCUUAUGAGAGGUGCAAUGGGGAGCAAAAUUUUGAUCACUAGUCGCAAUAUAGAUGUCUCCAAAGGUGUCAAAGCUUUAUAUAGGCAUAGAUUGGCAAUAUUGCCAGAAGAUGAGAGUUGGAAUUUAUUUUUUAACAAGGCAUUGAGGACUGAAAAUGAUUUGGUGAGCCACAAUUUGCAAGAUAUUGCAAAAAAGAUAGUCAAGAAGUGCGAGUGGAAGGUGGUUGCGGAUAGUGUGAUCUGGGAAUGGAAGAUGCCUGCCUUAUCCUCUUCCUCUCAAUAUGGUCCCAUUCUUCCUGGUCUUGUACUGAGCUACCAUGACUUGCCACCUUAUUUGACCAGUUGUUUCGUCUAUUGCAGCAUUUUUCCAAAGGAUCAUGAGAUUGAAAACGAGGGAUUGAUCAUGCAAUGGGUGGCACAUGGAUUGAUUGAAGAAAAGGAAGCCACGAUGCAGAAGCGGCCAUGCAAUGCCUCAGAAGCAGCAAAUAAGGUGCGGACAUUAUUGAGUGCAUCCUUGUCUUCGGUGGAAUUCACUAAUUUCAAGUGGUUGAGGGUGUUGUCAUUGAUGCAAUGUCUAAUGGAUGAGCUACCGAACUCCAUUGAAUGCUUUUCACUUCUAAAAUAUCUCGAUCUAAGCUGGUCUCAUGUGAGACGAUUGCCCAGGUCAAUUGGCAAACUCUAUAACUUGCAAACAUUGGAUUUAAGUUAUAGUAAAAUUGAAGAGUUGCAAGAGGAAAUGGGUGAACUGUGCAACUUGAGGUAUCUUGGGCUGGAAGGAACAAAGUGUUUGAAAUCUAUAGCCAAAGGCUUGGGUAAGCUUACCAAUUUACAGACAUUGCACAGGUUUUUGGUUGGCAAAUGGCAAGAUCCACGUUUGCAGAUAAAUAAAUCUGGAAAAUUCACCAACCCCGACAAUUAA
Molecule: messenger RNA, 1251 nt
Organism: Nymphaea colorata (pocket water lily)
Lineage: Eukaryota; Viridiplantae; Streptophyta; Magnoliopsida; Nymphaeales; Nymphaeaceae
Product: putative disease resistance protein RGA1
Exons: 4
Coding region: 1-1251 (416 amino acids)
Biological process (GO): defense response to other organism
Molecular function (GO): ADP binding
Source: RefSeq, a predicted model, not a curated record